AUGGCCAUCUACGAUUAUGAACGAGAUCCGGGGUGGCAAUUCCUGCGAAGAUCACGAGAGCAAAUGCUCAAGGACCAAUCCACACCGUACGAUUCAAAGAAAAACGUCUGGGUCCCAGAUCCUGAGGACGGUUUCGUGGCCGCCGAGAUCACCUCCAGCACCCCGAACGACGUGACCGUCAUCACCGCCAAGGGCAACCAGGUGAUCGCCUACUUUGCCGCCGUCGGCCAGCGCCAAACCGAGGCCGAGGGAGUGCGGGUUGAUGCUCAAAAAGUGACUCUCGAGGACCAGAUCGUCAGGACGAACCCGGUGCUGGAGGCGUUCGGCAACGCAAAGACGGUUCGGAACAACAACUCGUCGCGCUUCGGGAAGUUCAUCCGGAUUCACUUCUCGCGGAGCGGGCGCGUCGCGUCGUGCGAUAUUGAGCAUUACUUGUUGGAGAAGUCGAGGGUGAUACGGCAAGCUCCGGGAGAGAGAUGCUACCACAUCUUCUACCAAAUCUUUUCCGGCUACAAGCCGAACCUGCCGAAAGAUUUACUGCUCGAUAAGCCCGUCUCGGAGUAUUGGUUCGUCGCCCAGGCCGAGUUGACCAUUGACGGCGUCGAUGACAAGGAGGAAUUUCAGAUGACCGACGAGUCCUUCGACAUCCUCAACUUUUCAGCUGAAGAAAAGAUGAACUGCUUCAAGGUCGUGGCGGCGAUGAUGCACAUGGGGAAUAUGCGAUUCAAGCAACGGCCACGGGAAGAACAGGCAGAACCGGAUGGGACUGAUGAAGCACAGAGGGCUGCUACGAUGUAUGGAGUCAAUAUGGAGCAGAUGCUGAAUGCGCUGUGCAAACCGAGGGUCAAGGUAGGCGCCGAGUGGGUGUCCAAGGGCCAAACAGUGGACCAAGUGCAAUGGUCAGUUGGUGCAAUGGCCAAAGGUCUCUACAAUCGUCUCUUCACCUGGAUUGUCCAUAUGUGCAAUAAGACUCUCGAUCAGAAGGGCAUCUCCAGGGAUUAUUUCAUUGGCGUGCUGGACAUUGCCGGCUUCGAAAUCUUCGAUUUCAACUCGUUCGAACAGCUGUGGAUCAACUUUGUCAACGAGAAGCUGCAGCAGUUCUUCAACCACCACAUGUUUGUCCUCGAACAGGAGGAGUAUCAACGUGAGGGCAUCGCAUGGACGUUCAUCGACUUUGGGCUCGACCUCCAGGCUUGCAUCGAACUGAUUGAGAAGCCGCUUGGCAUCAUCUCAAUGUUGGACGAGGAAUGCAUUGUGCCAAAGGCUACAGAUCAAACAUUGGCCCUCAAGCUGUGCGAUCAGCACCUCGGGAAACAUCCCAAUUUUGAGAAGCCGAAGCCGCCGAAGGGGAAACAGGCUGAAGCCCACUUUGCGAUGAAGCACUACGCGGGCACGGUGCGGUACAACGCGACGAACUGGCUGGAGAAGAACAAAGACCCGCUCAAUGACUCGUUCAUCGCCGUCCUCAAGGCGUCCAAGGGCAACGAGCUGAUGCACACGAUCUGGGCCGACUAUGUCACCCAGGAGGAGGCUGCGAGCAACAAAGAAGCUGGCGGCGGCAAGAAAAAGGGCAAAUCCGGGUCGUUCAUGACGGUGUCGAUGCUUUAUCGAGAGUCGCUGAACAACCUGAUGGCCAUGCUGAACAAGACGCAUCCGCAUUUCAUCCGUUGUAUAAUCCCCAAUGAAAAGAAGACAUCCGGCCUCAUCGAUGCCCCGUUGGUGCUCAACCAGCUGACUUGUAACGGUGUUUUGGAGGGAAUUCGAAUUUGCCGGAAGGGCUACCCCAAUCGUUGUCUCCACCCCGACUUCCGUCAACGCUACGGUAUCCUGGCCGCCAACGAGGCCAAGGCGUUCGACCAGCCAAAGAAGGCGGCCGAGGCGAUGAUGUCGAAACUAGUGGAAGAAGGUCAAGUCCAGGAAGAAGAGUUCCGCAUCGGCAAGACGAAGGUGUUCUUCAAGGCCGGGGUUCUGGCUCAUCUCGAAGAUAUCAGAGACGAAAAACUGUCGGCCGUCUUCACCAACUUCCAAGCCUCCAUCCGCUGGCAUUUGGGACUGGCCGACCGCAGACGACGCAUGACGCAACGCACCGGCUUGCUCGUAUUACAGCGGAAUAUCCGUACUUGGACCGUAGUGCGUACGUGGAGUUGGUAUCUUCUAUUCGGAAAGAUACGCCCACAACUCACCGCCGGAAAAGAGGGACAGGAAGUGGAGAAGCUGGCUGAGAGACUGAAGAAAGCUGAGGAACUGGUGGUUGUAGAAGAAGAGGCCAGGAAACAGACAGAAGUGGAACAUGCUAGAUUGGUUGAGGAGAAGAAUCGACUGUUUGCCGAGUUGGAGUCGUUGAAGGGAUCGGCCAGCGGAACCGAGGAAAAGCUGUCGAAGCUGCAAGCGCUGUGCCACGACUCGAAGAAGCAGCUAGCCGAGUUAGAGGACCAACUUGCGGAGCAAGAAGAAAGAAACGGAGAUGUGAGCCGAGCCAGGAAGAAGGUCGAGGCUGAUCUCGAGAAUCUGCGACGGCAGCUGGAUGAAGCGGCAGAGAGGCUUAGGGCUGUUGAGGAGGAGAAGACGGCUAAGGAGCAAGGAAUUCGAGCACUACAGGCUGAGAUGAGCAAUCAGGAUGAGCAGGUAGCGAAAAUCAACCGCGAAAAGAAACAACUCGAAGAAACGAAUCGACGCCUCACCGAAGAACUACAAUCCGAAGAAGACAAGCAAAACCUCAGUUCGCGCACUAAAGCCAAGAUUGAAAGAGCACUCGACGAUAUUGAAGAUGCAUUGGAGAGGGAGAAGAGAACAAGAGCAGAUAUUGAGAAACAGAGAAAGAAAGUGGAAGCCGAAUUGGGAAAUGUGGUUGAGAGGGUGGAUGAAGUGCACAGGAUGAGGAUUGAGCUGGAAGGAGCAUUGAAGCGGAAGGAGGCUGAACAUAUUGCUGUACAGGGGAAAUUGGAAGAAGAACAAGGGCUGGUGGGGAAACUGCAACGGCAAGUGAAGGAGGGGAUGGCGAAGAUUGGAGAAUUGGAGGAUGAGGUCGAGGCGGAGAGACAGGCCCGCGCCCGCGCCGAACGCGCAAAAGCCGAUAUACAGGCUGAUAUUGACACGGAGACAUCGGCCAGGAUGCAUAAUGAGAAGAUGGCGAAGCAGUUGGAGAUACAGAUGCACGAGCUCCAGACAAAGGCAGAUGAGCAGCAACGACAGCUAGCUGAACUGGCAUCGGUUAAGGCUCGCCUCGCCGGCUCCAACGUCGACCUCGGCAAACAGAUCGAAGACGCUGAGCAGCAACUAUCCCAAACGUCUCGUGCACGUGUGCAGCUACAAAGCCAGCUAGAGGAGGCGAGGAGGACGGCAGAUGAAGAGACGAGAGAGGGACAACAUUAUGCAGCACAGGCCAGGGGAUAUCAAUUGGAGGCUGAGCAGCUGAGGGAGCAAAUAGCUGAAGAAGCCGAGGGAAGAGAUGAACUAUUGAAGCAACUGUCGAAGGCCAAUGGAGAGAUACAGGGGUGGAAAGCGAAAUAUGAGGGAGAGGAGCUCGUUAAAGCCGAUGAACUCGACGACGUUCGCCGCCGGCAGCAGCAGAAACUGAACGAGCUGCAGGCGACGUACGAUCAGGCGAUGGCCAAGGUCACAUCACUGGAGAAAGCAAAGUCUCGGCUUGGAAAUGAGCUAGAAGAAGCACAGGGAGAUGUGGAGAGGGCACAGAAUUAUGUCAGCCAAUUGGAGAAGACACAAAAAGGGGCUGAUAGACAGAUUGAUGAAUGGAAGAGGAAGGUGGAGGGGAUGAAUGCCGAUCUGGACAUUGCACAGAGGGAGGCCAGAAACGCAGCUACGGACCUUCUAAAAGCCCGCGCAAGUCUGGAUGAGCUGACCGCACAGGCCGACGAGUUGAGACGCGAAAAUGGCGGAAUGGCAAUCGAAGUGCGAGAUCUGCAACAACAGCUAGCUGACGGCGGACGUUCCGUGCAAGAAAUGAAUCGUAUCGUGAGGACGCUCGAGUUGGAGAAGGAGGAAAUGCAGCAUGCCGUUGAUGAGGCUGAGGCUGCGCUUGAGGCCGAGGAGAGCAAGGUUCUCCGCGCCCAAGUCGAAGUCUCCCAAAUCCGCGCCGAAAUCGAGCGCCGACUUCACGAAAAAGACGACGAGUUCGAGAACACACGACGCAACCACCAACGCGCAAUGGAGAGUAUGCAACAAUCGCUAGAAACAGAGCAGAAGGCAAAGACCGAACUCGCCAGGCUCCGCAAAAAACUUGACGCUGACGUCGGGGAGUUGCAGCUGGCGCUUGAGCAGGCAUUGGCCGCCAAUGCGGAUGCGGCACGGAAUUUGGGGAAGCAUCAAGAGCAGCUGGUUGAGCUGCAACGACAGACUGAAGAUGAACAGCGGGCAAAGGAGGAUCUGCGCGAGCAGUAUUUCGCGGUGGAGAAGAAGGUGACACUGUUGCAGGCUGAGAAGGAGGAGCUGUCGGUUGCACAUGACGCCGCGCAGAGGGCGAGAAGGCAGGCCGACGCGGAAGCCCAGGACGCUAGACAACAAGCUGACGAACUGUCCGCACAGCUUGGCUCGCUGCAAAAUGCGAAGCGGAAGUUGGAGGGCGAGGUGCAGGCAUUGCAUGGGGAUUUGGACGAGACGAUCAGCGAGUACAGGACGGCUGAGGAGAAUGCAACUAGGGCACAGGCUGAUGCUCAAAGAAUGGCUGAACAACUACGGCAACAGGCGGAUCAUACAGCGGCCCUCGACCGCUCCAAAAAGGCGCUUGAGCAGCAACUGCGGGACCUACAAACCCGCCUUGACGAAGCAGAAGCAGCGGCUCUAAAGGGCGGCAAGAAGGUGAUCGCCCAGCUCGAGAAGCGCGCCCACGACCUGGAGCUCGAGUUCGAGACGGAGCAGCGGCGAUUCCAGAACGCGAACAAGGAGCUGACGCGCAACGAGCGCCGAGGAAAGGAGCUUCAGUUCCAAAUUGAGGAGGACCGGAAGGGGGCCGAGAGGCUGUCGAGCCUUGUCGACAAGCUCCAGGCAAAGAUCAAGCAUCAGAAAAGGGGCAUUGACGAAGCGGAAGAGCAAGCCAGCGCCUCGCUCUCGAAGUACCGCCAAGUGCAGUGCCAGCUCGAAGACGCCGAAGAAAGGGCCGAUUCGGCUGAGAACAACCUUUCGAGGAUGAGAUCCAAAAGCCGCGGCGCCUCUGUGUUGCAGGUAGGU
This is a messenger RNA of Mesorhabditis spiculigera, 5184 nucleotides long. The record is from the annotation of a GenBank genome assembly. Lineage: Eukaryota; Metazoa; Nematoda; Chromadorea; Rhabditida; Rhabditidae.